ACAUGAGGGUCAAAGUUAGAAAUAAACCCAUUAUCUGCCAUAAAUAAACUAAACAAGUAAAACAUUAAAAAGUCUGAAACAGAUGGUGAAUUUUUAUCUCCAGACACACCCAUAGAGUGAAAGUGAUUGAGACCUUCAGUGAAGCUCCUCCUACAACAAUCCACCAAUAAAUGCUGGAGUCAAACACACAGAGAAAUCACUCCAUGUGUGACAACUGAAAUCUUCAUGACAUAAUAUUGAUGCUGGUGAAAGAGGAGCUUGAGAAGAUUACAGAUCCACAACCAUGCAGAAUAAAGGAUGAAGAUACAGAGGAACAAAUAGAUAUGCUGGAAGUAAAAGAGGAGUGUCAAGCUGAAGUGGAUGAGAAACAUCAAAUUGUAAAAAUAAACCAUAAUGUUUCACAGAAAGAAACUCUGAAGACAGAAGACAUAAAGUGUGAAAAUAGUUUCAGAGAAGUCGAACGCCCUGCAGAUCACAAGAGAACUCACAGUAAGGAGAAACCUUUCACAUGUCAACAGUGUGGAAAGAGUUUCACCUCUCGAUCGAACCUAAACUGGCACAUGAAAACUCACAGGGGGGAAAAGCCACACGCCUGUCAGCAUUGUGACAAGAGUUUCAGAGAUAAAACGAGACUUGAGACUCACAUGAGAAGUCACACUGGAGAGAAACCUUACAUAUGCUCUCAGUGUGGAAAGAGUUUUUCAGGCAAAGGCACUCUUCAGAAACACAUGACAGUUCACACUGAAGGAAAACCGUUCACUUGUCAACACUGUGGAAAGAGUUUCAGAAGAAAAGAUCACCUUAACAUACAUGUAAGGAUUCACACUGGAGAGAAACCAUACGUGUGUCAACAGUGUGGAAUGAGCUUCACAUUUCAAACAAGUUUUUACCAUCACAUGAAAACUCACAGGGGAGAAAAGCCACAUGCCUGCCAGCAUUGUGACAAGAGUUUCCCAUAUAAAAGUCAACUUGAGAGACACAUGAGAUCUCACACUGGAGAGAAACCACAUGUGUGCCAUCAGUGUGGAAAGAGUUUAACAACUGCAACUGCCCUUAAAACACAUUUGAGAAUUCACACCGGAGAGAAACCUUACACGUGCCAUCACUGUGACAAGAGUUUCCCAAAUACAAGUGAACUUAGGAUACACAUGAGGUCUCACACUGGAGAGAAACCACAUGUGUGCCAUCAGUGUGCCAAGAGUUUUACAACUUCAAGUAUUCUUAACAGACAUUUGAGGAUUCAUACCAGAGAGAACCCAUUCAAGUUUCAUAAGAAAUCAUUACCUUAAUGAACACCUAAGAAUUCACAAUGUCUGGACUUGUGUUGUUGUGAAACGUCAUCAGUCGCGGCCCAAGUACUGUUCCAAUCCUAAGUUCACAUCAAGUCAAGGUCACAUAACAUCUCAGGAUAUGUUUUGAUCCUCUCAUUUUAUCAAGGAUGCAUCCGGUGGUAACUUGUGCGGACGUAUGACAGCCAAGUUUCCCAGAAUACAUUUUGCAUCAGCGGCAAUGAAGCUUAAAACCUGCACACUAUUUGAAAUAUUACUCUUUCUGUGUCAUAAAAUGUAGCCGUUUAGUCGAGAAUAUAGCUGAAUAAACUUCAAAUCUGUGGUCAGUUAGUAAAGGUCGAACCUAAUAUUAAAAUUUCCUCUGACAAUUUUCAAUAUGUGAGUUUAAGUUGAUCAGCGGGGUUGUCAGUGCCGUGUACACCACCGAGGGCAGCCUUAAUUUUGGCAAGAAAUUUGCCGCUGUCUCAUUGCAGCUGCUCUGCCCUUCAGUGUCUGAUGGUCAAACAUGAAAUAUUCCCUUUGGAUAUAUAUGUUACUGGAAUUUUUUUGUCCCCUCUAUUUAUUUCUCUUUAUUAUUCAUAAAAAGUCUGUUAUUUGUUAUUAUUGGUUUAACUGAUGUUAAAGACAUUGAUGUUAAAGGGACACCAGUCAAGUCUGAGUGUUAUUUCUCUACGAGCUCCCCCUAGUGUCUGGGAGUAAAUGCUUUCAAACACACUGUCAUAAAAACGAACUGUUGCGCCUCCCCCCUCGCAACCCAGCUAACAGCUGUCAACCCAUCUGAGCACAGGAACUGGCUAUUUCCAAUCCAGUAAUGUCUAUCGAGGCAAGUAAUAUUUUCUUUUCCAACUGAUUUUUUAUUUUUAUUAUGUUGUCAUGCAUAAUAGUAUUUUUACCGUGAACGACGGAUAUGAACGAGGCAAACUACUGCUUUCGUGUUUUUUUGGGAGAGUGGGCAUGAGAAUAAUAUAAUUAAAAAUAAAUAAAUAAAUGUAUAUAUUAGACAAGCAAAGGGAAAAUGUCAUUCGACCAGAUGAACUUAUAGACCUUACUAAUAUAACUUUAGACAAAUAUUAUUCUUCUAUAUCUAUCUAAUAUAUAUAUUUUUUUGAACAUGGGUCUGCCAUUUGCAACAAUCGCUAUCCGUGUUUCGUUCGCCUGCCUCUGUGUUGUUUGCCGUAAAGUGAUCCUGCUUCUCGCGAUAUCUGAGACUUUGCGAGACUGAAGGACGGCGGGUGGGAUACAGCAAACUUGCAAGUGGGGUAUUAUUCUGUCAGGCGGGCGAGAGAGUCUUCAUUCGUUCUAUGAUGAGUCAUUUAACCAUUUACCGACUUACGAAGAUUAUUUAUUAACAUAAAAAUGCUGCCUUGUGUCCCUUUAAAGCUAUAGAAUCUUAACACUAGAUUUUUUUUCUUGUGUUUACUUCAUGUUGUACAAAACUUUUGUACUUUUUUAAUAAAUGGUUGUGUUUUACAUCAUAUAUUUCAUUUUGUAAUAAAUGCAUUAAUCAGUGUGUGUGUUGCAUGAACCACAUAUUUGUAUUUAAAUAUUGAUUUAAGAUUGGAUUUUACAAGAUGUAUAUGAAAUAAAUGUAUCUCAGUACAAGCACAAAUAACAAUGCUAAAUUUAAUCUUCAUGAUCGUGUGGAUGUAGUAUUAGCAUUACUUUUUGUAUAGAUAACAUAGAAUUUUCAGUAAUGAAUUAUUGACUACAGGCUGUUGAAUUUGUCGAAAAUAAUACACACAAGGUGUUAAUCCGGUCUACCAACAUUACGCUAACGUUCCCUUAACAUUCUCAUAACAUUCUGAUAUUGUUCCCCUAACC
Messenger RNA from Paramisgurnus dabryanus, 3110 nucleotides. Lineage: Eukaryota; Metazoa; Chordata; Actinopteri; Cypriniformes; Cobitidae. The record is from RefSeq and is a predicted model, not a curated record.